This is a messenger RNA of Cotesia glomerata, 6151 nucleotides long. RefSeq names its product mushroom body large-type Kenyon cell-specific protein 1 (gene Eip93F). Gene Ontology annotation, biological process: regulation of transcription by RNA polymerase II. The coding region runs from base 1083 to 5093 and encodes 1336 amino acids. Gene Ontology annotation, molecular function: DNA binding. The transcript has 11 exons. NCBI's taxonomy places the organism in Eukaryota, Metazoa, Arthropoda, Insecta, Hymenoptera, Braconidae. The record is from RefSeq and is a predicted model, not a curated record. Gene Ontology annotation, cellular component: nucleus.
AUAAAACCUACAAUAGAGAAAGAGGAAUGUUAUUUUGAGACGAGAGAAUAAUAAUAAUAAUAAUAAUAAUAAUAAUAAUAAUUAACACAUUUAAUAAUUUAAUAAAACACUAAAUAAUUCGACGACUCAAGGAAAAUAAGUGAUUAACGUGGAAAACGAGAGCAAGGAAGUUGUUGUAAUUUUGGUGAUACACAUCUACAGUGACAAAGUGUUUAAAGUUAUUAAAAAUUGAUUAAUUAAUUAAUUAAUUGAUUUAAAAAAAAAAAUUAUUUUGAAAAUCUUUAAAAAUACUUUAGAUGCAGUGAAAGGUUAAUCGAAAAUAAAUAAACUACCAAGUGAAUAAAAUAUAAGAAGCUUCUCGCUUGUCGAACCAGUGCUCACAAACGUCAUCAUUGUCCUCGUGUUCGUGCAUGGUUCAAGUAAAACAGGAACCUUCAAAUAUCAGUAGCAAAUCAUACUGUCGGUGAAAUCAUAUAGUUGCAGGGCAACAAGAGAGAGCAUAAUAAAGAAAAGUAAUCUUCAAAGAAGCCAGAACUGCCAACAGCAGCUACGGCAGGAAAAAGAUCCAAGUUACAAACGAUAAGAAGACGACGAAAAAGAAAAGGUUGUUUAAAAUCUGGUGGAAAAUCAUCUUACGUGGUCAAAUGUAUACGCGAGUGGAGCGCGGGAGCGAGAAAGUAACUAAAGUAACUGAAAGCAUUAACAGUCACAUCCACAAAAUAAGUAAUCUUUAACGCAUUUAUAUACCAUUAAUGAAACCUCGAAAUAUCUGUCACUUUCUCCUCCCGCGCCACCACUGGCCGAUUAAAAAAACUCAACUCGGUUAGCUAAAUCGUUAAUUGUGACUAAAACGAUCGACCGAUAUUUUGAAGAACAACGCGCGUAAUAAGAUAUUCAUGUUAUAAUAUAAAGAGAAAUGACAAAGCAGAAGUAACAUCGUUACAUAAGUUGCUGAGUACUGAAAAUAAGUGGAAACAGAAAGCUGAUACCUUGGUUGACUUCAACACGGAUACAAUAAAAUAUUGGUUGCAUGCGCAUCCCGCACAGGGGCCAUACCUACACUCUAAGAUGUGAUUUUGAAAAUGGCGGAUUGUCCCUAUGCUCGCUGCAUACAGGAACGCAGACACAUUCGAAGAGAGUUGCUGCGAUGGACAAAAAAUAUGGUUUUUGUAGUCGGUCUGGAACGAGUAGCAGAAGAGUUAAUGGGCCGUAGGAGAUGGAAGCAGUAUCAGGAUACCCUGUACAGCAGCACUCGCAGCGAAUCAGCUACGCAGCCACAUCAUCGGCUUUAUUCGACGUUUUCAACGGUCGGGAACUCAAGUACCGGGAGUUUGAACCAGGUGAGCCAUCGAACGUCACUAGGCCCAAGCCCAACGGCAACAACAACUCCGGAAUCAAUAGUUACGAAACAACUUGCCGAUCACAAAAGCGACGAAAGUCAGCAUUGUUUCAAACCCGAAGACAUAAAGCUCAAGGUCGAAACAGCAGUAGACAAAAACGGUAUUUUCUCAGAGUCUUUGGAACAUGGAGAAGUUUUUGUCAACUUAAAACAGAAUUCAAAUCAACGAUUAGACGACGAAAAGACCGAGAAGAAAAACAACGAGAACGAUUUGGAGAGUGUGGACAUAAAACUCAAUCUCGAAGACGAAAAGGUGACUGCGCCAGUCAGCCCGUUACGAGAAAACAACAAAGGUGCAAAAGACGAGCCUAUAGAUACGACAGAGACAAAGGAACAGGUGGCAGAAAGUUUAUCGAACCAAAUACAAGGAUCACCGUGUCUAUUGCGGGUAAAGAAAGAAGAAGAGCUUCAAGAAUUACCGCUACAAGUGAAUUGUGGCGAAACAAUCAGAAGCGUCACAGAUUCCGAAAUAAACAAAUCAGCACCAGCAAUAGGAAGUGCAGAAGAACAACAAGCAUCAAUAGGUUUCCCACCGUUACAUUUCCAUCGGCACACCAGUCCACCACCAGAGGACUGGAAACCUCUAGACAAGUGUUGCUUAUGUCUCGAUGGAAAAUUAUUUCACGAAGAUCAACCUCCUCUUAGUCCUCAAAGCGAAAGCAGCGGUAGUUCGAGAUCUGCAGAGUCACCCAUGUCUGUGCAAGUCGACCCGAUGGCAGCCUCCGUGGUUGCAGCCGCGCUCAGCGGAACAUAUCCGACCUUAUUGCCACAGUGGUGUCUACCACCGAGAGAAACACCUCUUAUGGUUGUACAAUCUCUUCAAGAAACCGGCCAGUUGUCCGAUCAACCACUUGAUCUCUCAGCAAAACCGAAAAGUUCUCAGGAAAACAACAUAUCUGUGCUGGAACAACAAAAAAUACCUCUGAGAAUGCCGACAGGGUUAGAUCCUAAAAGUUUAUUUGCCUCAUCUUUCCGCGCCAAACCAAGAUUGACAGGUCCGGUUGGAGCAGGUGGUGUGUCUGUAGUAGGUGGUGGAAGGCGAACUUACACAGAAGAAGAGUUACAAGCUGCACUCAGGGAUAUUCAAAGUGGAAAACUUGGAACGCGAAGGGCAGCUGUAAUCUAUGGAAUACCAAGAAGCACCUUACGUAAUAAGGUCUACAAGCUUGCAAUGGAACGUGAAAGAGACGCGUCUCUGACUAGCACCCACUCACACACCCACGAGUCUGGUGUUUCAGCAUCAACCAAUACAUCUACUACCUUAUUAACAACAACAACAAUAACUACAACAACAGCAACAACACCAUCUACACCAAAUACGACCCAAAAUGCCUCCGCAAAUACUCCGUCCUCGCCAAUGGAUGAGGCGGAUGACAAGGAACUGUCUGGUGCUGAAGACGAGAAAGAAGUUGAAAAAGCUUUAUUAAAACCUUUACUUUCACUGGAAGAUCUCGUAAGAUUUUCGGCUUUAGAAGCUGGAGGUGGAGACUCACUUAGGACUCUGCUUCAACGUGGCCAAGAAUCCGGCACGGAAUGGCCAGGCUUUGAGCAUCCUAACAUCGGUCCAUACAUUCAGAAAAUGCUUGCUGCUGCAGCACCAUUUAAAGACUUGGAGUCUCAAGACUACAAAAUACCUGAAGCUAUGAAACGGCUAAUGACUGAAGACAAGAGAACACACAAUAACCUAAAUGGAGAUCAAAAUCAGCAACAGCUGGUUCAUUCCCAUCAAUUCCAUCAGUCAUCACAAGCUCAACAAAAUCUUCCUAUGACGAAUAAUGAUUUUAAUCCGGCAAUUGAAGAAGAAGCGAGUGACAGUGCUCAAGGCAGAGCUAUACUGAAAAUUCCGUCCUACAAGCCAGCGGGCACAUCAGGUUCAAGCAAAAAUAACGGGGAACCAACAUCAACUGCAUUUGCCCAAGGUUUUGCAGCGAUAUCUGGUACUGCAACGAGUCCUGGUCUUAUAGAACGCGCAAGUCCAGCCUUCUCAGGCACAAGUAGUCCCACCAAUUCUCUUGUUGGUAAAGCAGUAGGCGUCAAUUUUCGUGACGUUAUAGCUAAAAGUAUUAGCUCGAAGUUUCAAGAAGGACAAUCUAAUUUAGCUGGUCAGCCCUCAGCUCCAGGCCAAGCCGCCGCAAUACUCAGUGAUUCGAAUCCGUAUAAAAGAGGACGGUAUACACCACCUCAGCAGCCCCAAUCUCAGCAGCAGUCACAAAUACAGCAACAAAAACUUCAAUCCCAAGAUAGUAAAUCAAAAGCAAGCUCUGGUGGCAAAGGUACUAGACCCAAAAGAGGAAAAUAUAGAAAUUAUGAUAGGGAUAGUCUUGUUGAAGCUGUUCGCGCUGUACAAAGAGGAGAAAUGAGCGUUCACAGAGCAGGAAGUUACUAUGGUGUACCACAUUCCACUUUAGAGUAUAAAGUUAAAGAAAGACAUCUUAUGAGACCUAGAAAAAGAGAUCAAAAACCUCAGGAUGACAAAACCAAGGAAUCGACCAAUACCACUGCUACGGUACGACCUGGUCCUCAGGACAAAAAAGCUCCUGUAAAAACUCAAAAAACAUUUGCAACUGGUCCAGGAAGUAUAUCAGGUCCAAAUGGUCUUAAAAUUCCGCCAUUUUUAGAAAAUCUGCCGCAUUUGCCCUUUCCCCAUCCAUUUAACUUUUGGGGCCCACCGCCAUUUAUGUCUUCGCCUUUCAUUCCUGGUGCUUCUAAUGUACCGACAAUGCUCCCUGAACAAUACUUUGCAACACAAAGAAUACGAGGCUUGCAGGAACAGCAGAGAAGUGCAAUAGUACAGCAGCAAAGGGAUAAAGAUACCGCUGGUACUGAUUCAGAACCAGGAACGUCGAAUUCCCGAGGUUCGUCGAUUGUAAAAACAACCCGAGAAAUGGCUGAAAGUCUUUACGAUGGCAGUGGUGUAAACGGAAGCUUUUUAGAUAAUCUGAUCAGAUCGAGUCUUGAAACAGGUAUUCCAAGAGAGCAGCGGUUAAGUACAGAAGGUCAAUCAUCAACCCCAGUAGGACACUAUCACUCAGAUGUGAUUGGAAGCAAAGCUUUGUUGGACCAACUCUGUCGGAAUCCUAGGAGGACACCCUUAUCCAGAGGGGCGCAAGACAGCAGUGAAGACGAGAGUUAUCGAGGAGCAACGACAAAAUCGUUGCCUGAGAGACCUGAAAGAGUUCCUACCGUUGACUUGAGCCCUUCACCCGAUGGGACGAAAGUUGAUGACCAAACAAAUGAACGCGUUACUUCUGCGGCGACCCCCUUGGUCGUCACUAGAACUACCAGUAGAGACGAGGAUACUAGAGAUUCUAAAGUAGAUAAAAUCAACAGAGAACAAGAGGUUUACAAUGGCGGUAAAGAUGACCGCGAAUCAAAUAAAACGGUGAGUUUACAGCAACAACAGCUGAAUAACUACUCAGAUGUACACAACCUCUAUCCCGUAUCAACCGACAAAAAAAGUGCCUGUGAUAGUAAGCUUAAAAUAGAUCAUUCGAAUCAGAAAACUCAACAUUCCUAUUCGCACCAAAAGGAAUUUGCAAAUGUAAGCGGACUAGUGCAAUUGCAAAAAGAGUAUACCGGUGCAAAUAGUAGAUCUACCGACGGAAACCAACCGACAAACUCUCAACUGGCGACCCAACCUGCCCAGGAGCCUUGCAACCCUCCACUGAGUAUGGAAGACUCUAUAGAGCAGUAAACAAAAAAAAUCAGUUAAUCGGUCUUGGUGAGAGCUCUUCAGGUCACAGACAAGGGCCCCGAGUGCAAUCGAUUAAAAUCGAAAUAUCGUUAGAAUAAUGAUAAUUAAAAUUAUUAAUUAUUUCUAAAUUGUUCAAUAAUUUAUAUUUCCUUAAUAUACCCACCGCCCAUCUUAAAUAUUAUUUUAUAGUUAAUUGCUCUGUAUGUAAAAGAGCGAUAUUUUAUGUAAGUUUUCAAUCGAUUGAAAUUUUCUUACGUACCUCAACACAUGUAAGUUAAUAUUAAAUCAACAUUCGAAUUUAGUGUUUUUAUACAUGUAUAUGCAGGUAGUUGAAAGUGUGUCAAGAGGUAUUUUUUAUAUUAUAUAUCAAUUUUCAAUUAUUAUUCAAGGGAAGUUGAGAAUAAUUAAAGAUUAAAUAAGAAGAGUAGUAAUGUCAAGUUAUCGAGUUACGUUGGUGUUAUUUUAUAAUUAUACAUAUUUUUUUCUGAUAAUUCACAUCAUUGAUUAUUAUUACUAUUAUUAUUAUUUUUAUUUUUAUUAUUAUGACUAUAAUUAUCUAACACAACUUUUUUGUUUACUCUUUCUUAUACUAAAAAUAUAAACUAUCGUUUCAUUAAAAUAGUAACAAAAGUUCUUUUGUCAAAGUAUAUAUAUAUAUUACCAUAUCAAUAUUGCAUUACAAUUCUUUGUUAUAUAUAAACAAAUCUGAUGAAAUUUAGUAAUUGUAACACCAGAUUGUUUAUGUUUUAAGUAUUAAUGCAUAUUAAUAAGUACACUUUUCAUCUAUAGAUCCAUUAAUAUAUGCAGAAAUACAUCAUCAUUAGAAAAAAAGGAUUGCGAAUUAAUAUAUUGAUACAUUUCAUUAAAAAUAAUAUAAUUAUAAACAUUCCCAACAAUCGAAAAUUUUCCAUCAUUUAAAAUUUUUAUAAAUGUACAAAAAUAGUUAACAUCAAUAAAAUAAUGAUGGAAAAUAGAUUGUUAAAUAAUCUUUUUCAUUCCUAGUUAUUGUUAUACUUUUGUUAGCGUUUAUGUUUAUACAAAUAAUUGUAAUAACUUGA